ACCUGAAAAAAAUGUGAAAUUUUUAACAAAAUGCUUAAUGUUUGCUAAAUUACGUAGCUGCUAACAAGAAAAAAACAAAGAAAAAAAAUUUAAAUAUUACCACUGAUUGAACUGCUACAAACAGAAAUGCAAAUUUAACUAUAGAGUACAUUUCAGCUGCUUUGAUUGCCACUUCUUCUCUUGACCGAUUUUUCACAAAAAGCAAUCCUGCUGAUAAUGUUAUUUACACGUCCCCUAUUAUAAUCUUAAAGUUUUCUCAAGUGUCACUCAAUUUUUCUCGCCAAAUACCACUUAUCUAAAAAAUAUCUUACUUUACUCUUCCUACCUAACUGAUGCAUAUGAGAGUGUUAAUAGGGACACGAAUGGAAAAAAUGGCGCAAGCACAAAUUCUUUUCUUGGCUGCUAUUAGCUGUGCACUCAUACCUGGCCAAUCGAGCUUGAUUGAAACUAGGGGAUUGACAAAAGGAGCAGCUAAUAGAGUAUUUACCUUUGGAAAUGGAACUUAUGAGAUUUCAACUAGUAUGGCUGGCUGGGUUCAAGCAAAAAACGAUUGCAGAUCAAAAGGCAUGAAGCUGCUGAGCAUUGAAAGUGCGGAGGAAAACAAUGCCAUGCUGGAGCAAAUCGUUUUAAGACCUGGAGAUUCUUUCUGGACGUCGGGCUCUGACCUGGGACACGAGGGUAAUUUUUACUGGGAGGCGACGGGACUUGCCGUGAGCGGCUUCAAGUACUGGGCUCCAGGUCAACCAGACAACGCCCAAUCUGGGAGUGAGCAUUGCUUAGAGAUUUCGGCUGCAGACAACCAUUUGUGGAACGAUAAUAAGUGUGACGUACAGCAUUUCUAUAUUUGCGAGAGUCAUCCUUGUGAAGAAAAAUGAAAAAUAUAUAGCAUAGUAAAUUUCAAAUUUUGAUAAUUGUAAAAAUAAAAAAUUUAAUUACAGAAUUAAACACCAAUAAAACCAAAAAAUUUAUAUUAUGA
This is a messenger RNA of Neocloeon triangulifer, 976 nucleotides long. RefSeq names its product C-type lectin 37Db-like. The transcript has 5 exons. Gene Ontology annotation, biological process: biological process involved in interspecies interaction between organisms. The record is from RefSeq and is a predicted model, not a curated record. Gene Ontology annotation, molecular function: carbohydrate binding. NCBI's taxonomy places the organism in Eukaryota, Metazoa, Arthropoda, Insecta, Ephemeroptera, Baetidae. The coding region runs from base 333 to 875 and encodes 180 amino acids. Gene Ontology annotation, cellular component: external side of plasma membrane.